CGAUACAAUAGCACUUGCCGUCCUAACUUGUCAUUGGUUGAGAUUAUAUAGUUAAGUACAUUUUAUCGCUGCUCGAAGCGCUUGCGAAAGAACAGACACAAUGGGAUGGCGAAAGUCUUCCCUCGUGGUUCUCCUCCUGUACCGUGAGAGGCCCUAGUACGUUGUACUUCUGUGAGUUUCACUCUUGAAAAACCUCCAGCAAAGAACUCACCAAGAAAAUGUCCAGUACCACGAUGAAAACCAAACUUGUAGAAAACAGGGACCGCGCUGCAACUGGCUUGCCUGUUGCAGGCAAAAAUGGUGGCGCCUCCGCCGAGAAGGAGUACGGGCAGACGGAUGUUUAUGCGGAAAAUUUAACAACAUCGCCACCUGACUACUCCCUGCACUGGCUUCUGGUGGCCAUUGCCGUCCUGAUACAGUUUUGGCAAGGGAAAUACAUUCUGUCCAUCCACUGCGGUUGCAGCGAGUUAUCAAAUGUAUAACCGGGCAUCUUUCACGUUCUUCACGUUCAACAGCGCAUGCAUUUUUACAAAAGAACUUUUGGCUGCUCGUAACACAACGUACAAAUUGUACGGUUGAAAAGAUUUACAUUUGCUUCGUGUCACACACUUCACAAGGACGACCUCGUCGCAUCGACGAUCAUGGUGACAGACCAAGAAUCUUUUUUCGUGGAACUUCGCGUAACCCGACUGCAGCGGCACAUGCCCGUCCGUCGCGGCGCUACGCAGUGGGUUUCAGGGUAUCGGACCUGAUCCACCACCACCUAUUUUCACGUUGAGUACUAUUAUGAAAAACUGCGAAGAUCGAUGAAGAUAGUCCUAGUUUUGCAGCGGAUACAGAACGAGCCAAAGUGCGGUGGGCGACUCUGGUGCAGCUGGAGCGGCUGCAAGUAGCAUCGCACCUCAGCAGCUGUCGCACGCAAAAACGGUGCUCAAUCGAGUGGCCCAGUAUCAAAACCGGGCCAUCCCCUUCCCCGAUGCAGCGGUGCUCGGCGGAAGUGGAACAGCACAUGCGACGGCAGCGAGUAAUGCAGCAGCGGCAUCCGCGAUGAAUUUGAAUGCAGCAAGGCAAACGAGCGGUGGCGGCGUGAAACGGCGGCGAAGGAGAAGGAAAAGCAAAACUACGAGCAGCGAUGAUGGUAAUAAAACCGUGGGGAAAGAAGAUAUGCAAGUGAAACCUAGUACAGCUGGCAGCGCAUCGUCGCCUGGAGUACGCGAACAUUAUCAGCAGGGGGACCCAGCAUCAAAAACGCACGUCAAUGUGGUGCGCGGGAAUGACAGCGGAGGCGCAGCCGAAGUCCGCUCCGCGACGGUGCGACCAGAACUUCUGCCCACAAAAGCGCACAGCUUUAACCUGCUAUCUUGCGUAAAAACGUCCCCACCCCAAAGUCCUCAUGCCAAUCUGCAUCCCUGAAAAAAAAUGCUUCUUAUGCCUGAAAAAAUAAAGUCGUGUACAUGAAUAAAGGUAGGAUCCUGGAUCUGUGACGCUGCAGCACUAGCUAAACACGAGUGCAUACCAAGCCGAGCGAACAACUUGCUUCUCUCGCGCAACAAACAAAAGAAGUGGAAGCUUUGUAUUCGCAGACUUUCUAUCUCGACUCUGGCGCAGGGACGUUUUUGCACAGGAUCCCUGCUCGAUUUUCUUCUCAAUCGUCACCCGCGUGGUAUUGGUGUUGUUCUCGGAGUGGGCCGAAAUCCGCUGGCGCUUUUGCAUUGCAAAUAUGUCUGGGUCUAGAAAAGUUGAAACUUGUCAUGCGAAAAAGUCUGGCUGGCAGACUGAAUCUAUGUUGCGUGAGCGCAAAAGUUGCCCGCCUCUUGCGAUGUUGCAGCAAAAGGCGGAUUUAUCAUACGGGAUAGGCAUGAGCAAGGUCUCGCAAAAUCUAUGAUCUUUUUUGUACAAUCCAGACCAGGUGUCGCGUGGUCUGCGAAAACUUAAAGUCUUGCACUCUCCUAGAUCCAGACAUAUUUGCAUUUGAUAGCGCUGGACUUGCUGCAAAGCUGGCACACGAGUCCGGGCCUCUACCUGGUGGACCCCUUCAUACACAUUUACCGUAUCAACCUGCAGAAAAAAAGCGUGCACCACACCGAAUUUCGAAUCCAAUAACAAUGAACUUCUCUCCAUACUAGCACCCUCAGGUUGUUCCGUUCAUUUACACAAGAGAGGUUUUGUUCCUCUUCCUCCCGCUCCUGUUCAAUAUGGUUGUAAGUAAUUAGCCGCGCGCUCCUAUAAUUCAACCUCGUAAUUUAUUUUUUUGCAUGAGAAACAUACGAUGCUAUGGUGUAAGUAGUGCAAACCUCCUGUUUCUGUGGUGAUACUCCAAGGCUACGACGAGCCCGAGAACCUGUCCGACAUUGAGCACCAACGGGUUAUCGCACUGGGAAAAUGAUCCUGAUAUCACUUUUGUCAUGCGAAAAUGGUAGAAAACUGCCACCGGAAAAAGACAAGUUUUUCUUCCAGAAAGAAAAAAAACCCUGUCUUUCAUACCGACUAUAGUUUACAUCGAUGGGUCACUCCGUUGUCGUCCUGGUUCCUCCGUGCUGGGUCUUAGUCUUUGUCUUUCUCCUGUAUUGAUGCAUGUAAAUACUUACUUGUCAGUAACCAGGUUUCUUUUUCGAAACGAUAAGCCUGUUCGAGGACCUGCGGAACAAAAUUCACCGAUUUGAGGGAAGGUAUGUUUGUGCUGGUGGUCAUGUGGCAAGGAACUGUGCAGUGAGUCCCCCCUAGCACACUAGCAAGGCACCAAAAAUGCAAGUGCCAGUUUCUACUUUGCGAAGUAGAACUACGAUAAGAUGUGCGUGUAAUGAGGAUCAUCUUAAUCAUCGGUCGGUACUUUUUCUCGUCUCAGGUACAGCCUCAUGCGCGACUUCUCGGAGUCGUUCGCAGUAACCUGGCGCCACAACCCGCUGCAACAGCCGUAUGGUGAUGAAGACGAUCGGGUCAUUUGUCAUUCUGGCAGGAAAAAAAUGGAAAUACUGCACCGAAUUAUUCCUCAAAGCUGAAGCAAGACUAAUAAAGUCUGUUUAAAUGACAUAGACAAAUGCAUGCUGGUACGCAACGAAUAUCAUCAUGAACGUCAUAGAAUUGUACGGAGCAAGAACUGGGACAAGAGCAGCCAAUUCAUACAUUAUCUAUCCACCUCGAGGACGCGCCAGUGAUACCCGCCAUUUGUUUGUGAAAUAAAGGCGUUUUUAGGGAAAGACAGCAACUAGUACCAAGAACGUUGAAUGUUAGCUACUUCACUUUCCCUUCCGACUGUACAAGAAGCGCGUGCGCUCUUGAGACAAAGACCCGGACGAUAGUUUUCCCGGUACACCUGACCCCCGCCACUGAGUCUGGUGUACAUAGACAACAACCCCGCGAAAGAAGCCGUGCUGCGUGACCUGUCCGAUUGGUGGCAAGCGCUCGGCCCCGGAGGGAUCAUCUGCGGCCCAAACUGGAGCAGGAAAGCGGGGGUAUAAAGCCUUAAUAUGAACAAAUAGAAUCUUCUCCAGUUUUUUUUUCCAAAUCCAGUAUCUGAUAUGCCUGACCUUAUCGUUAAGUACCGCACUGCACAUGCGUGGUCUGCGUCUGCUGCGCAACAAGAACCCCAAAAAAAUAAGAAAGCAUCGUGGUGCCUGUCACUGUUUGAUAUUGCGAAGAUGGGAGGGACAUCAAUGAUCCAUGAUUAUUAUCAAACCAGGUCCAGCAAGCGGUGUCGGAGUUCGCUGCGGCAGUUAUCAAAAACAUCGAAAGAUUUAGAUUUUCGUUGUUGCGCACUCUUUUGGGGUCGCUCUUUGCAUCAUUUCACAAGAACUCCCACUCCCCGGCGUCACAACUCCUAAAUGACCGCUGCAAAGAUAAGAAAGUCUCAAGAACUGACAUCAUUGACAUCGAUCUGGCCCAAUCUUCUAGCACUCGCUGUAGGGAUCAGCCGUCGGAGAUGCUACGAACGAAAAACGGAAGAAACGGAAACAAAAAAUCUUUCCAAACCCCAUAUCUUUCAACCGUCCGAUCCAGCUCUUCCAAGACCAAGACACCUGGUUUCUGGAGUCGUGA
Amoebophrya sp. A120 is the source of this 4035-nucleotide messenger RNA. NCBI's taxonomy places the organism in Eukaryota, Dinophyceae, Syndiniales, Amoebophryaceae. The record is from the annotation of a GenBank genome assembly.